This is a messenger RNA of Dicrocoelium dendriticum, 1794 nucleotides long. The record is from the annotation of a GenBank genome assembly. Lineage: Eukaryota; Metazoa; Platyhelminthes; Trematoda; Plagiorchiida; Dicrocoeliidae.
GUAUAUUAAAUGACUACCCUAGAACCACAGAUCUCUGAGGAAUGCUUGAUACCGGCCGAGACGGACACUCCGUUGAUUUGCCCUACCAUACAAUCACCUGUGAGCGUUUUGCAUAAGGUUGCUCGCUGGAAUCACCUGCGUCUUUCUUGGAGUUUGUUUGAAGAGUCCGGUCCACCACAUUGUCCCACAUUUGGUGUUCAGCUCUCAUUACUCGAACCGAAUUCAAAGCAAAUAGACGUGUUUUAUGGGUAUGGAACAAGUAUUCAGAAAGCGAAGCAUCAAGCCGCAACCAACGCGAUGGAAAGCUCCUCCAUUCUCCAGGAUAUUUUAAAGAAGCAAGAAAUCCGUCAACGCAAGCCUCCGACAUCUAAAGAACAUCAACUUUUGCGAAACUUGACUCUGGAUAUCCCACACCCUUCGGGACCUCGGGCGGAAGCACUUCAACUGGCGCAUGUACUGAAAGUUAAAGCAAAUUUCUUCCGUCUCCCCGAUCCACCGUGUACUAAUGUUGGGCGUUCACCCAGCGCGCUCUCCUCCGUUUCAAAUGCGUUUUCGACCGGCGACUUAUGUUCGCCUUCCUGCGGAUAUAUUCAUCGUGUGGCUCUAAGUGUCGGCGGUAGGCAGUUUGUUGGAGAAGCAACCACGCUUUCCGGAGCUGAACAAGAGGCAUCUGUUGCCUUUUUAAGGGCCCUCCGACUGGUGCUGGUUUCCUUUGAAACUUUUGCGAAGAGAAAACAUUUUCAUCGCGAACCUGAUCAACGGAUCCAUUUUCGGCCAAAUUGUUCUGUUUGGCGCCUUCAGGUUCUUGCCGGAUUGCAUCGUUUGCACCCAUCAUUUAAGGUUUUUCUGUCCGAUUUUACUGCUAUCGAUGUGUCCAAGGAGAACACGAAGAAGUCCUAUUGUUGUAUUUGCUCCCUUCCUUCAUUCGAACCUGUGAAUGCUGGUGGUCCGUCGAAAGCCAUCGCUCGUAAACGUGCAGCCGAAGCAAUGCUCAGUCGUCUGAUUCCCGAAUAUUCGGACGGUGUGGUUUUACCCAUCGAAUGCGCACAACAGCCUAGCACAGGACCAGAUAUGCGAAGCACUCGAAACAAAUCAACAAAAACUAAGACUGGUCAGAGGUUCAAACUUGGUCGUGCAAACCCCGAGUAUGGCGAACAUGUUCAUCCAAUGGCACGGUUGCACUACAUUGCUUCCGCUAAAGGAAUCCCAGGGCCGAAAUGCUGGGUCACAGUCGACCAUUUUACCUUUCCCGACGGGUCGCAACUUCCGGGGAGAGACAUCAGUAGUUCCCCCUCUCAGUUCAGAUGCGAAAUGCAGUUCGAUGUUCACCGCACAACUGGAGCACCAGCUGCCAGUAAGCGUUUGGCGAAGCGCUUCGCUGCUGAAGCAAUGCUGAAGUUGGUCGGCUUCACCCGGCCUAAGUCGCCAACUCAGAAAGGUGUUCUCCGUUCAGAUCCGACAGAACGGAAUAUUUCUCCCAAGCCCGAAGGGCAACCAGACCAUUCCUGUGCACCCCAGUCUACAUGCAACAGUGGUACCCAUCACAUUCGCCACACGUCUUUCAGCUCCACCAUGGACGUUCUUGUCUUGGAUGAUGCAGCUGCUAAUGCUUCGCGAAGGCCUUUUAAGAGUCGCUCGACUCGGUUUACCUGUUUGCGCAGAGCGAAGUCUUCCUCUCCCCAUGCCGAUCGGAGGACUGCUGGGAGAGCCUCAAGUGGUUCAUCCAUACUACCACCACCCGUCCGUUUGGAUCAUGCGUUCUCGACCACUACGAUUGGACACUGGUCUGGCUAG